Rhinichthys klamathensis goyatoka is the source of this 1191-nucleotide messenger RNA. RefSeq names its product EBP cholestenol delta-isomerase (gene ebp). NCBI's taxonomy places the organism in Eukaryota, Metazoa, Chordata, Actinopteri, Cypriniformes, Leuciscidae. Gene Ontology annotation, cellular component: membrane; endoplasmic reticulum. The coding region runs from base 183 to 881 and encodes 232 amino acids. The record is from RefSeq and is a predicted model, not a curated record. The transcript is spliced from 5 exons. Gene Ontology annotation, biological process: cholesterol biosynthetic process. Gene Ontology annotation, molecular function: C-8 sterol isomerase activity; steroid Delta-isomerase activity; cholestenol delta-isomerase activity.
GGAUGAGACUCGGUGGCGCGAUGUUUCUGCUAUUUGAUUAUGUAGUUCCAUAGAGCAGAUAUUAACACGGUUCAUUUCCGCGUUCACCAGCUCCAAGAGGAGAGUUAUAUGUAACAUAGAGAGCGAAUUUUCAAACGCGGGAAAUAAUCACAUUUCUAGGAUAUUCCACAACUCAUCACAAAAUGUUGAAGGAAGCAGAAACUAUAAAUCAUCCCUAUUGGCCACGCAACCUGUCUAUUCCCAACUAUGUGGCUAAUGAUCGUUCAAUGUCAGAGAUUCUCAUAUUCCUGUUCUCUGUGUCUGGGAUACUGCUGCUUGCCACCUGGUCAUUGACUGGGCGUAAGGUGUCUGGGAGCAGGCUUAGCGGAGGGAGAAGGUUAGCUCUGUGCUGGUUCACUGUGUGCGGCUUCAUCCACGGGGUCAUCGAGGGAUGGUUCUCUUUAUACUACACUAUCAUUCCUGAAGACCAGAGUUUCCUUUCUCAACUGUGGAAAGAAUAUUCCAAAGGAGACAGCAGAUAUGCAAUAGCGGAUAAUUUCACAGUUAGUAUGGAGACAGUGACCGCGUGCCUGUGGGGUCCUUUCAGCAUAUGGAUUGUUCUGGCCUUCCUUUAUAACAGUUCUUAUAGAUUUGUCCUGCAGCUCAUCGUAUCUCUAGGUCAGCUGUAUGGUGCAGUCCUCUACUUCUUCACUGAACACAGAGAUGGAUAUAUUCACAGCGAAUAUGGUCACCCCAUCUAUUUCUGGUUCUACUUUGUGUUUAUGAAUAUUUUGUGGAUUGUCAUCCCUCUCAUUCUUAUAGCAGACUCGUGGUGUCAGCUAUCUACCUGUCAAUCCAUGUUUGAUAAAGCAGCACAAAAAGGGAAGUCUAAAAGAAGCUAGACCAGUAGAAAAUAGAAGGAAUAUGGAAAAGAAAAGAACUGAAAUUCUGUACAGUUCUUCAUAACAUAUACAAUAUGUUGAGAUAUAUUUUAAUAAUGUAAUUUUAUAAUAUUACAGCGAUUCGCUCAUAGAAGAAAAUUGAAAAAGCUUGAAGUGUAAUGUGUCAUAUUCAUUACAUUAAUGAAAAUAUGAUGUUGAUUAAAUGCUCAUAAUACCAACAGGAUUGUGUCAUAUUUAUCUCUGUUGCUCUAUAUCGAUUCUCUCUGCCCGGGUGACUUUAUGUUCUAAUAAGCUGAUCCAAUUCUGCUCA